Ricinus communis (castor bean) is the source of this 1597-nucleotide messenger RNA. RefSeq names its product probable pectinesterase 29. Gene Ontology annotation, biological process: cell wall modification. The record is from RefSeq and is a predicted model, not a curated record. The transcript has 5 exons. Bases 431 to 1438 code for a protein of 335 amino acids. Gene Ontology annotation, molecular function: pectinesterase activity. Lineage: Eukaryota; Viridiplantae; Streptophyta; Magnoliopsida; Malpighiales; Euphorbiaceae.
AUACAAUGGGCUGAAGCAAUGGUGGGUGAGCAGUGCACUGAGCACAAUAAUCAACGGAAGAAUUUUUUCAUAUAGAAACAGCAUACGGUUUAUAGUUUACAGUUUGUGCACGCACGCCGGGUUCCCAUUAAUGGAGUUUCUUGAUUUUCACUUAUUUAACAGAUACGCUGACGGCUGAUAGAUUUUGUUUAGUUACAGCGAAGUUGUCCAAUUUGACACUAAAGCAAACUAUGGUGAUGUGAUUCUUCCCUUUCUGGGAAUGAUUACAGAAACAAUAUUAACUCUUUUUCUUUUUCUGGUUUAAUCUAUUGCUGAUUUUGGCACCUAAUACCUGCUCCACAAGAUUAUAUAAAAAUCUUAUCAAUCCCUUUUGAUUCAUAAUAUUCUGCAUAAUCACUUACCAUAUAGGCCAUAUUCUUUCUCCUGUAAAAUGCACCAUCUUUCUUCAUCUUUGUUCAUUUGGGUUUUACUAUCGCCGCUUUCCUUCAGUGGUUGCUGCAAAGCUUUGGAUUGCAGUUCUAACGAAUCGAAUCAAAAUCAAGUAGCACAUACAAUUUUUGUGGAUAAAUCAGGCCGGGGAAACUUCACCACGAUUCAAAGUGCCGUUGAUUCCAUUCCAAAAAAUAACAGCCGAUGGAUACGUGUCCUUAUCUCUAAUGACAAAUAUUUGGAAAAAGUUGCAAUUCCUGCAAACAAGCCAUGCAUUUUUCUUCAAGGAGCUGGUAAGAAUACAAGUAUUGAAUGGGACGACCAUGAAGACAAACCCACUAGUGCCAUCUUCAUCUCCCUCGCUGAUAACAUUGUCGCCAAAAGCAUUACGUUCAAGAAUACAUACAACCUUAGAUCACCUAAUAUGGUCUGGAGACGAGCUACUGCAAUAAAAAUAGGAGGGGAUAAAUCUGCCUUUUACGGAUGUUCCUUCGUCGGAAUACAAGACACUUUAUAUGAUUGUAAAGGCCGUCACUACUUCAACAAAUGCUAUAUAGAAGGUGCAAUGGAUUUUAUCCAUGGAGCUGCUCAGUCAAUCUAUGAGGAGAGUACAGUUUCUGUUAACAUUGGAAAUUAUGAACCAGGUUUAACCGGCUGUAUCACAGCCCAGAAGAAAGAAUUUCCUGAGCAACGCAGUGGUUUUGUGUUCAAAAAUUGUAAAAUCACAGGCACUGGUAAAGUUCUUCUGGGAAGAGCCUGGGGUGCUUAUUCAACAGUGGUUAUAUAUAACUCAACAAUAUCAGAUGUUGUAGUUCCUGAUGGUUGGAAUGCUUGGCACGGUGUUGGUCAUGAAGGAAAUUUAACAUAUGUGGAGGCCAAUAAUACAGGACCAGGGGCCGACACUUCCAAGCGUGUGCCGUGGUUAAAGAAACUGGAUGCGGUUCAGCUUAGCCAAUUUGUGAACUUGUCGUUUAUUGAUGCAGAUGGAUGGAUUGCCAAAUUACCUUAAUUCUACGGCUUAAUCAAUUUCCAUGUUGUUGUUUUUGGAAAAUAAAUACAUAUUUGUUUUAUCUUGAAAUUUGUUGCAUUAUAUGUGAAUGUAAAUUGGAAUGUUUGUCUUGAUGUUUUUGGUGAGGGAUUUGAGGAUUUAUGAUUUUCUUUUUUCAAA